AAGAGGGCGGGGCCUAGUUAUAGCCGUCAACAGCUGCAGAGGGAUGCGGGGUAGCUGUAUAUACAACCUGUCAUGGAGUGAGGGCAGACUGUUUUAAGUUAGCGGUUUGUCACGGCUCAGGAGUCCUGCCAAUAUGGUGGGGGAUACUGACUAUUUCUGCACUCACCUGGAUUCCAUUGGUGAGGUUACCAAGGAUGAUCUGAUUUUGAAAUCCAAGGGAACCUGUGAGUCCUGCGGUGCUGGAGGUCCUAACCUGUGGGCCUGUCUGCAAGACGGCUGUCAGUAUGUGGGGUGUGGAGAAUCGUAUGCUGAUCACAGCACAUUGCAUGCACAGGCUACGAAGCACAAUCUCACGGUCAACCUUACAACCUUCCGUGUUUGGUGCUACUCCUGUGAGAAAGAGGUGUUCCUGGAUCCCCGAGCACCUCCUCCCUCUCUAACAACCAUCCCCAAACACAGUCACAGGGACCUGCCACCUCCAUCUAAUCCACUGAAGUCUGUCCCUAUUGCUGUGGCAGAUGAUGGAGAGUCAGAGAGUGAUGACGAUGACCUGAAGCCCAGAGGCCUUACGGGAAUGAAGAACAUUGGAAAUUCGUGUUACAUGAACGCCGCGCUGCAGGCUCUGUCUAACUGUCCACCACUGACACAGUUCUUCUUGGAGUGUGGGGGGCUGGUCCGGACUGACAAGAAGCCGGCGUUGUGCAAAGGCUAUCAGAAGCUGAUCUCCGAGCUCUGGCACAAGAAGCGGCCCAGCUAUGUGGUUCCUUCUAGUCUGUCUCAUGGGAUUAAACUGAUUAACCCUUUGUUUCGGGGAUAUGCCCAGCAGGACACUCAGGAGUUCCUACGCUGCCUGAUGGACCAGCUUCAUGAGGAGCUGAAAGAACCGGUGCAUACUGAGUGUAAGGAGCGAGAUGAGGAAGAGAGGGAAGAACAGAGGGAAGGGGAUCAUGGCACGACAGAAGAGGACUUCCUGUCUUGUGACUCUGGCGGGGAGACGGGAGAUGCUGAUGGGGGUGGAAUGGUUGGUUUGCAGGCAGAGAUGGAGCUGCUAAUCCGAGAGGAGGCUGGGAGGGGGCUGUCAGAGAAGGAGAGGCUGAAAGAGAGAAGGUUAUCGUAUUGUCACCGCAGGACCAGCUCUGAGCAGGCUGAUGAGGAUGCAGAUGUGGAUACAGCAAUGAUACCAGAACCUGAUAACGAGGCAUAUAUGCACUGCUCCUCUAGACCGUGCAGUCCGCACCCACCUGAUGCACAUCCAAAACUCUCCAGCAGCCCCCCUCGCUCAAGCCCGCUACGCACUGGACACUCCUAUGUUUUAAAGAAAGCGCAAGUUCUUAAAGGUGGAAAGCGCCGGUCUGAGGUCCGGUACCGCAGUGUGAUUUCUGAUAUCUUUGAUGGAUCCAUCUUAAGCCUGGUUCAGUGCUUAACCUGUGACAGGGUGUCCACCACCAUUGAGACCUUCCAGGAUCUGUCACUGCCAAUCCCAGGAAAAGAAGACCUGGCAAAGCUUCACUCCACCAUCCACCAGAACUCAGUGGCCAAGGUUGGCACGUGCAACGAUAACUACAAUUACCAGGGCUGGCUCUCCUUCCUGAUGGACUACAUUCGCAGGUUCGUGGUCUCGUGCAUCCCAAGCUGGUUCUGGGGCCCUGUAGUGACGUUAGAGGACUGUCUGGCUGCCUUUUUUGCUGCUGAUGAGUUAAAAGGUGAUAACAUGUACAGUUGUGAACGGUGUAAAAAGCUGCGCAAUGGUGUCAAAUACUGCAAAGUGCUGCGACUUCCAGAGGUACUGUGCAUUCACUUGAAGCGUUUCCGACAUGAAGUGAUGUAUUCCUUCAAAAUCAACAGUCAUGUCGCCUUCCCACUGGAGGGACUCAACUUGCGACCCUUCCUGGCUAAAGAAUGUGUGUCCCGUGUCACCACCUAUGACUUGCUGGCUGUGAUAUGUCACCAUGGCACUGCAGGCAGUGGUCACUAUAUAUCCUACUGCCAGAAUGUGAUUAACGGUCAGUGGUAUGAGUUUGAUGAUCAGUACGUCACAGAGGUGCAUGAGACCGUGGUACAGAAUGCAGAGGCGUACGUGCUUUUCUACAGGAAAAGCAGUGAGGACGCAGAGCGUGAGCGGCAGAAGGUCGUAUCGCUGGCAGCAAUGAAGGAAUCCGGCUUGCUGCAGUUUUACAUAUCUCGUGAGUGGCUGAAUAAAUUCAACACGUUUGCAGAGCCUGGACCAAUCAGCAACCAGAGCUUCCUGUGCUCACAUGGUGGAAUUCCCCCCAACAAAUAUCAUUAUAUUGAUGACUUGGUGGUGAUUUUGCCGCAGAAUGUAUGGGAAUAUUUGUACAACAGGUUUGGAGGAGGACCUGCUGUCAAUCAUUUAUAUGUUUGUUCAAUAUGUCAAGUAGAAAUUGAGGCUUUGGCAAAACGCAGAAAGACGGAAAUUGACACCUUCAUUAAGUUGAAUAAAGCAUUCCAGGCCGAGGAGUCCCCCAGUGUGAUAUACUGUAUUAGCAUGCAGUGGUUUCGGGAGUGGGAAGCCUUUGUCAGAGGAAAAGACAAUGAUCCCCCAGGACCAAUUGAUAAUAGCAAAGUUGCACUAACUAAAAGCAGCGGCCACGUGCAGCUAAAGCAAGGUGCCGACUAUGGACAGAUAUCUGAAGAAACAUGGAACUACCUCUUCAGCCUGUAUGGAGGUGGCCCACAGAUAGCCAUCCGGCAGACAGUGGCCCAGCCUCAGGAAGUGGAGAGUAUACACGGCGAGCAGAAGAUUGAAGCAGAGACACGUACUGGAUAAUAAAGAAAUAAGGUAAAGCCGGAUGGACCACGUUACAAGAGAAGCCAAUCAUAGCGACUUGUCCUAUUGCUGCACUUCUAGAUGCACCUUCACAAUAAGCAGUGUGCACAGACAAUGUUCUUCAUGUUACAAAUAGUAAAACUAUUUAAGGGAAAAUAAAGCUCAUUUAACUUCCCAGGUCUUAGUUUACUGAAGUGUGAAUGUAAACUGAGGGUUAGUGAUAUAGCAGUAGGCCUGUAGUGUUUCUGCGGAGAGAGAGAGCGUAUGGAUGUACAGCAGAUUAGGUUUAGCAUGAGAAGUAGGAAUCCCAUGUAUAUAAUAAACAGCCGGCUUCCUGUUGUUAGCUGUGUUUACAGCGAGGCUUGUGAUGAUAGCAGAGAUACUGCGCCGGCUUGUCUUCUGGUUACUGGCGUGUCAGUAACGCACUGUAAGGUCCACUAGACGGCGCAGUGUAUGAUCGUGCGCACAAGAUCUGAGGAUGCUGAUACAAACAAACUGAUAAACUUAUUGUAUAACAGAUGUGAAGUGCAAGGCACUGCAGGAUAAGCGAUAGAAGGUACAAGGCCUUAGAUUGUGUAUAUAUACUGUAUAUGUCAGACACCGUGAUACACUCCUUCCCACGCUGAGAGGAUGCAGUGGCGCUGAAGUAUUGUACUCUGCCUCACACUUCCUUGUCACUGAUGUGCUACACUGCAUUUAUAGCAUUCUGUACAGAACAGUAUUACAUGACCUGUGUACGGGGAGUGCUGGGAUUACUUUAAGUAAAUAUUAAAUAUAUUUAUUACACUCCAAA
Bombina bombina (fire-bellied toad) is the source of this 3581-nucleotide messenger RNA. RefSeq names its product ubiquitin specific peptidase 20 (gene USP20). Gene Ontology annotation, biological process: protein deubiquitination. NCBI's taxonomy places the organism in Eukaryota, Metazoa, Chordata, Amphibia, Anura, Bombinatoridae. Bases 134 to 2788 code for a protein of 884 amino acids. The transcript has 25 exons. Gene Ontology annotation, molecular function: zinc ion binding; cysteine-type deubiquitinase activity. The record is from RefSeq and is a predicted model, not a curated record.